Messenger RNA from Pteropus alecto (black flying fox), 2193 nucleotides. It is a transcript of the gene ACAD8, whose product is annotated as acyl-CoA dehydrogenase family member 8. NCBI's taxonomy places the organism in Eukaryota, Metazoa, Chordata, Mammalia, Chiroptera, Pteropodidae. The record is from RefSeq and is a predicted model, not a curated record. Gene Ontology annotation, biological process: lipid metabolic process. Bases 171 to 1415 code for a protein of 414 amino acids. The transcript has 11 exons. Gene Ontology annotation, molecular function: acyl-CoA dehydrogenase activity; flavin adenine dinucleotide binding.
CGGGACUCCGGAAAUCCGGCGCAGUGGGUACCGCCGACAGCAGUACAAAGUCGAAGUGCAGUGUGGGGCACGGGGCAGGGAUAUAACAUCUAGGGCCACAGCCUCUGGACUAGGCGAAGAAGGUAGAAGUGAUUCGCUGUCAGACCUUGGCAGUAGCAGGAGUAGCUGCGAUGUUGCGAAAGGGUUGCUGGCGGCUCCGAGCGCAACUCUCCUUCCUGCACAGAAGUUUCCAGGUCUCCAAGAGCGGCCACCGGAACUUGGUCUCCUGCAUCGAUCCUUCCAUGGGACUAAAUGAAGAACAGAAAGCAUUUCAGAAAGUAGCUUUUAACUUUGCUGCUCAGGAGAUGGCUCCAAAUAUGGCAGAGUGGGACCAGAAGGAACUGUUCCCAGUGGAAAUGAUGCAGAAGGCAGCCCAGCUAGGCUUUGGUGGGGUCUAUGUACGAACUGAUGUAGGUGGGUCUGGACUGUCACGGCUCGAUACCUCUAUUAUCUUUGAAGCUUUGGCUACAGGCUGCACCAGCACCACAGCCUAUAUAAGCAUCCACAACAUGUGUGUCUGGAUGAUUGAUACCUUUGGAAAUGAAGAACAGAGGCACAGAUUUUGCCCACCACUCUGUACUAUGAAGAAGUUUGCUUCCUUCUGCCUCACUGAGCCAGGGAGUGGGAGCGAUGCUGCCUCCCUUUUGACCUCAGCUAAACAACAAGGAGAUCAUUACAUCCUCAAUGGCUCCAAGGCCUUCAUCAGUGGUGCAGGUGAAUCAGAUAUCUACAUAGUAAUGUGCCGAACGGGAGGACCAGGCCACAAAGGCAUCUCUUGUAUAAUUGUUGAGAAGGGGACACCUGGCCUCAGCUUUGGCAAGAAGGAAAAAAAGGUGGGGUGGAACUCUCAUCCAACCCGAGCCGUGAUCUUUGAAGACUGUGCUGUCCCUGUGGCCAACAGAAUUGGGAAUGAAGGGCAGGGCUUCAUCAUUGCCAUGAAAGGACUGAACGGAGGGAGGAUCAAUAUUGCUUCCUGCUCUCUGGGGGCUGCUCAUGCUUCAGUCAUCCUCGCCCGAGAUUACCUCAAUACCCGGAAGCAGUUUGGAGUGCCUCUGGCCAGUAACCAGCACCUGCAAUUCAAAUUGGCUGAUAUGGCAACAAGGCUGGUGGCCUCACGACUGAUUAUCCGCAGUGCAGCGGUGGCUCUGCAGGAGGAGCGGGAAGAUGCAGUGGCCCUGUGCUCUAUGGCCAAGCUCUUUGCUACAGAUGAAUGUUUUGCCAUCUGCAACCAGGCCUUACAGAUGCAUGGAGGCUACGGCUACCUGAAGGACUAUGCUGUUCAGCAGUAUGUACGGGACUCCAGGGUCCAUCAGAUCAUUGAAGGUAGCAAUGAAGUGAUGAGGAUGCUGAUCUCUCAAAACCUGCUUCAGAUAUAGCUCCCAGACUUGAUGUUCUGGCAUGAUGUUUAAUGUGCAACUCGAAUUAGUAUUGAGUGGCUCCAUACAGAUGGUUCUGUUACAAAUGUGUCAUGGAUUAGAUGGAAGGACCAAGUUCUGCCAGGGUUACCCUUCACUCUGUGUGUUGGCAGCAGUGUCAGCUAUAGGACUGGGCCGGAGUCUUCAGAAAACUGGAGGACCUGCCCUGAAUGAGGAUGUAACAAGAGGACACAUUACCGUGUUUGCCUAAUGCAUAAAGGUGACUAAUGAAGAUGCACCCGCUGACAAAUCACAGUCCUCUCUCAGAUCCACAUUGUCUUGAUUUGUCUACAUUUUGCUGAUUCACUGAUUUUCUUUCAGGGAUCAAGGUGUGGAAAAGGAGAAAUGAAGAGAAUAUGUCCUCCUAUCUUUUUCUGUCCUUUGCACCUCAGCUAAAAAUACAGGUUUUUUUGUGGGUUAUACUUCCUUUGUAACAUACCUGAGAAUAUACAUCAUGAUAAAAUGAGUUUAGGAAAAUUUUGCUCCUAAGCUUUGAUUUAGGAUGUAUCCGUACUUCUGGACCACCUGAAUGUCAAGGGCUGGGUUAUUUAUUGUUGUUUUCUUUUUUAGAAGCAUGUGGUCUAGGAAUGGUUUCCAAAGUUUCUAUAACCCUUCCUUGUAAGUACUUUGAGUAUAUCUUUUUCUAUCUCCAUUUUUGUGUUUUUGAAAUUCCUCUUUUUAAAUGUUUAUUUAUCACUGCAUUGAUAAAUAAAACCUAUCCCUUUCUGUACUAUCUCGA